Messenger RNA from Thalassophryne amazonica, 2844 nucleotides. RefSeq names its product protein HID1-like. The coding region runs from base 244 to 2457 and encodes 737 amino acids. The transcript is spliced from 19 exons. The record is from RefSeq and is a predicted model, not a curated record. NCBI's taxonomy places the organism in Eukaryota, Metazoa, Chordata, Actinopteri, Batrachoidiformes, Batrachoididae. Gene Ontology annotation, cellular component: membrane; Golgi trans cisterna; Golgi medial cisterna.
AAGUCCUGGUAACACCAACGUGAGCAAAAGCAAAUAUGUACAUUAGGAUCCCGGAAGUCUCCCAAGUUUGGAUCCUGCUUGAGACAGACAGAUAGCAGUACUUUCUUUCCAUCGGAAAAUGUGCUGCCCGCCAGCAGCCCAGAGUGUCUGUCUUUUCCGAGCAGUACGUGAAGUCAGCGUGGCUGAGCGGAUUAUCCUCCUUCAGGCGGAGCGGCCGCGGCAGCAGCAGGUGCUUUCUUCAAUAUGGGAAACGCCGACUCCAAACUUCGCUUCAGAAAAGCUGUCAUACAGCUCACCACAAAAACACAGCCUGUAGAAGCUACAGAUGAUGCUUUCUGGGACCAGUUUUGGGCUGACACGUCGACCAGUGUACAGGAUGUUUUUGCUCUGGUGCCUGCGGCUGAAAUUCGAGCUCUGAGAGAGGAGUCUCCAUCAAACCUGGCAACCCUCUGCUACAAGGCGGUGGAAAAACUGGUCCAGGCCGCGGACUCCAGCUGCCCCACGGAGAAAGACAGGCAGAUGGUCCUGAACUGCACGCGCCUGCUCACCCGCAUUCUGCCGUACAUCUUUGAGGAUGCUGACUGGAGAGGCUUUUUCUGGUCAACUGUACCCGGUGCCGGCAGAGCCAGGAAUUUGGACGAUGAUGCUGAUGAUGACGCACAGCCACUAGCUGAGUCCCUGCUGCUGGCCAUCGCCGACCUCCUCUUCUGUCCAGAUUUCACUGUUCAGAGCCACAAGAAGAGCGGCACAAAUACAACUGAAGACGUUCGAUCCAUGGACAGCUGCGAGUACAUCUGGGAGGCCGGGGUGGGCUUUUCUCAGUCACCACCUCCAAAUUAUGUCCAUGACCUCAACAGGACAGAACUCCUGAAGCUGCUCCUGACCUGCUUCUCGGAAGCCAUGUAUCUUCCUCCUUCCUCUGAGAGUAAAAAUGUCAAUCCCUGGAUUGGCUUCUUCACUUCUGCAGACAACAGACACGCUCUGCCCCUGUUCACAUCUCUGCUCAACGUGGUGUGUGCCUACGACCCUGUGGGUUAUGGCUUCCCCUACAACCACCUGUUGUUCUCCAACCACCGGGAGCAGCUGGUGGAACAGGCUGUCCAGGUCCUGAUUGUCACUCUGGAAAAUGAACCCACGACAGCUGCUGGCACCACACUCCAGACCCUGAAUGUCUCUGCAUCCUCCUCAAUGGUGGAGGAACAGGAACCAGCUGGACCUGAUAAUCUGUUUGUGAAUUAUCUCUCCAGGAUACACAGAGAAGAGGACUUGAGUUUUAUUCUGAAAGGCCUGGCACGCCUGCUCAACAAUCCCCUGGUUCAGACGUACCUGCCCCACUCUGCCAAGAAGAUCCAGUUCCAUCAGGAACUGCUGAUUCUCUUCUGGAAACUCUGUGACUUCAAUAAGAAAUUCCUCUUCUUUGUGCUGAAGAGCAGUGACGUGUUGGACAUGCUGAUUCCCAUCCUGUUCUACCUGAACGAUGCCAGAGCAGAUCAAUCUUGUGUGGGACUCAUGCACAUCGGGGUGUUUAUCCUGCUGCUGCUGAGCGGAGAGAGGAACUUCGGUGUGCGUCUGAACAAACCGUACACUCUCCGUGUCCCGAUGGACACGCCUGUUUUCACAGGCACCCAUGCUGACCUCCUCAUUGUCAUCUUCCAUAAAAUCAUCACCUCUGGUCACCAGCGCCUCCAGCCACUGUAUGACUGUCUGCUGACAGUAAUCGUAAACAUUUCACCUUAUCUAAAGAGUCUAUCCAUGGUGGCAGCGAGCAAACUGCUGCACCUUCUGGAGGCUUUCUCCACACCCUGGUUCCUCUUCACAUCCCCACAGAAUCACCAUCUGGUCUUCUUCCUACUUGAGGUCUUCAAUAACAUCAUCCAGUACCAGUUUGAUGGUAACUACAACCUAGUGUAUACCAUCAUCCGUAAGCGGAACGUCGUCCACCAGUUGGCCAACCUGCCGUCUGACUCGGUGUCUAUUCAAAAGGCAAUUCACAGAAAAAAGAAGCCUGUGACUGGGAUUUCCAGGACCAACUCCACAGAGUCAGACUCCACAAAAAACUCCAGACUGGCAACGGCUGAGUUAGGCAUGCUCAAGGCCAGCCUGGAGGCCACCCCAGGUGAACCAUGCCGAGUCAUUAAGAAGCCGCUUGUCCAGUGUAUCAUCAGCGUCCACAGCCUGGAGCCCGAGCCCAGACUGGGUGAUGUCGUGGAAAGCAAAGCUUCCUCUUCAAACCAUCAUGCGACUGCUACAAGUACUCGUUCCUCAGGUGGAAAAAAUCUGCAUCGACAAAGGACGACGGAUGAGUCAGAAAUCUUAAAUUCCUUCAACAUGGGACACUCGUGGGCCCUCCUCCCAGUCCUCAUCCCAUCCAUCAUCAGGAAGUACCCAGGCCAACGCUGGAACUGCCAUGUGGUUCCGCACCCCUACAGUGGGGCGUUAUAUAUUACGCAAUGUUGACCCUCCAGUCUGGUACGACACGGAUAUCAGACUUUUUGAGAUCCAACGGAUUUAGGCCUUGGAGGCCUUGGAGGAGGAUGUACCAGUUUGCCUUCAUCCUACCUACCCAGCGGGCACGUUUCCUGCCAAACUCUGAAACAGAAUAAAUUAUUCACAAAAACAAACUGUAGUAGACACCAAAGAAGAAAUGCAAAAUGGUCAUAGUUACAGAGCGCAUUAAUGUUGAAUAAAUUAUUUUUGCCAACAACAAGAAAAAAAAGUUAUUUCACCAUAAUUGUAUAAAUAACAAGGGGAUGUUUUUGUGGCAUUUUGUCUAAAUCACUGUGCUCCUCUUUUUACAUCAUUCAGUCUUCUUGCCAAUGACAUGGAAAGACAUUGUAAAGGUUA